AUGAGACCCUCUACUGUUGCCGUUCUUGUCUUCAGCUUGUGGUCGUUACUAGGCCUUAAUAGUAUCGUGGCUGCGCAGCGUAUAAAUGGAAGUUAUCACCCAGAAGACAUAUCACCUUGUGCACUGGCAUGUCUACAAGGCGCCAUCCCUCUUUCCCACUGCGAGCUUUCUGACAUUGAAUGCCAGUGUGAAGAUAAAGAGUUCAUCAAGCACGCCUCAGCCUGUGCGGUGAAAACCUGUAAAUUAGAGGACCUGAUGCAGCUGGUCCGAGGGGAUGCUGCGCAAUGCAACCGGUCCGAUAAAAACCAUCACAGACUGAUGAUCGCGCUAGCUAUCACUACACCAACAAUCACAUAUACAGUGAUAAUCCUACGUAUCUUGUCCAGGCUGUGGACAGUCCGUAAGUUAUGGUGGGAUGACUGGAUGCAUAUACUCGCAGGGGUAUUCGCAAUACCCCUAAGCAUUUUCGGAAACUUCUGUGUUAGUCAAGGAUUCGGACUUCACCUCUAUGAUAUCAAAGUCGAAUCCCUCACCCAGAUAACCGACCUCUUCUUCUGGUGGUACAUGUGCCAAGUCUUCUGGCCAUUCACCGUGUUCUUCGUCAAAAUGUCCAUCCUACUCCUCUAUCUCCGCAUCUUUCCAAUCGCCCUCUUCAGGAGAUUCGACUUCCUCUGCAUCGGUUUCCUAAUCGUCUCCUUCCUAGUUACCACACCCAUGGCAAUCUGGCAAUGCAGGCCCCUCCGAGCCGCAUGGGACUACGACAUCGACAACGCCCGCUGUCUAAAGAUCGCAUCCGUAGCCUACGCCAACGCCUCACUAAACAUCAUCACCGAAGUCCUAAUCCUAAUCCUCCCGCUCCCAGUCCUCCGGACUCUCCAUGUCCCCCGGAGAAAGAAGAUCGCCCUUAUCUCCGUCUUCAGUGUCGGUAUAAUGUACAACCUUCCCAACCCACCUAAUAAAGCACAGACAAGAAUAUUAACCAUAAGCGAAAAACUAAACAGAGUAAUCGGAAUAGCAUCCGCACGCAUGCCCGCGCUCGGCAAAAUGGGAACAUACCACGACCCACCCUACUCACAAGCUCCUGCGUUCCUGCUUAGCUGCGUUGAGGCAGCCAUGGCGCAUGUCUGUGCCGCUGCGCCAGUUAUCUAUACUACCAUUGUGCAGAUAAAGCGAGCGCAUGGGAAGGGCUCGCAGUCGUCGCCUUCUACUUCGCGUGAGGGACAGGCUGGGUCAGAUCAGGCUGGCGGGUCGGGGCACUCGAGGAGGAAAUCCCAGGCAGCGAUCUACUCUUCGUUGCAUAUGUCGGAUGUGGCUAUUAUGGGACGGGGCUGGAUGCAAAGUCAACGUCGGUCGAGGGGCUGUGCACCUUCGGCUCAUCAUUUGGAGCAUGCUCAUAGUGCUUAUUACUCUGAUCCUGAGUUGGCGGCUAGCCCACGUCCUGGUUUGGUACGUAUGGGUACUAGUCGCGGAAGUUGUGGCUCGACUGGGGUUUUGACUUUGUUUCCAACCCCUGAGAUAGAUGAUCGGAUUGAGGAAGUCUGA
Aspergillus caelatus is the source of this 1542-nucleotide messenger RNA. Its product is annotated as CFEM domain-containing protein. The transcript is spliced from 6 exons. Bases 1 to 1542 code for a protein of 513 amino acids. NCBI's taxonomy places the organism in Eukaryota, Fungi, Ascomycota, Eurotiomycetes, Eurotiales, Aspergillaceae. The record is from RefSeq and is a predicted model, not a curated record.